AUGGAAAAGAUAAACGUGCAAGCCCUUGUUGGCAUGGAAACAUGGGAGGAAACAGCUUUAGUUGCUGACAUCGGAAACCAGGCUCAAGUGCCUAUUGUUUCAUUUGCAUCAGUCGUUAUACCACCACUAAUGCCUCGGCAAUGGCCUUUCUUGGUACAGAUGGCUAGCAAUGUCAAGGAGCAAAUUAGAUGCACCACAGCUAUUGUUCGAUCAUUCGAUUGGCAAAAAGUCAUAGCCAUCUUUGAGGCUGACUACUAUGGUAGCGAUUCUGGAAUGUUUGUUGUAUUAUCUGAUUCACUGCAAGAUGUUGGUGUGGCAAUUGAAUAUCGUUUAGUUCUUCCACCAUUCUCCUCGCUAGAUGACCCAGAAAGCUUUGUUACUGAAGCGGUAGCAGAACAAUUGAGCAAAGAAUCUAGGGUUUUUAUAGUUCUUCAAUUGUCAUUAUCAAUGUCUGUUCGUUUGUUUAGAGAAUCAAAGCAGAUGGGACUUAAUGGGAGGGAUUCAGCAUGGAUAAUUAUUGACCCCGUCGCAAGCUUUCUGGAUUCUGUUAAUACUUCAGUUAUAUCCUCUAUGGCAGGUGCUCUAGGAAUCAAGACAUAUUUUACUGAAGACAGUAGGUCUUUUCUGCACUUCAAACACCAGUUUAGGCGAAUUUUUCAAUCAGAGUAUCCAGAUGAAGAUACCUCUGAGAUGGGAAUUUAUGCAUUACGAGCAUAUGAUAGCAUUACUGCCACUACAAAUGCCAUAAAGAGGACAGAAAGACUUGUCAUUGAAGAAAGUGGACCUGAAAAUAGGAGUGAUAACAAGGAAAUAUUGUCUGGUUUGGUGAAUUGGCCAGGGGACCUAAAGCGAGUUCCAAAAGGAUGGGCAAUGCCUACUGAUGCAAAACCUAUGAAGAUUGGAGUUCCAGGUAUACCUUUUUUUCAGACGUUUGUGAAGGUGGAUUGGAAUGGAGGUUCAAAUGAAUUGAGCUUUCCUGGUUUCUGCAUUGAUGUCUUCUAUGAGGUGCUAAACAUUUUGGAGCGAAGUUAUCCCCUACCUAAUGAAUUCAUACCCUAUAAUGGCACCUAG
Molecule: messenger RNA, 1071 nt
Organism: Ilex paraguariensis (yerba mate)
Lineage: Eukaryota; Viridiplantae; Streptophyta; Magnoliopsida; Aquifoliales; Aquifoliaceae
Source: the annotation of a GenBank genome assembly